Molecule: messenger RNA, 4866 nt
Organism: Nomia melanderi (Alkali bee)
Lineage: Eukaryota; Metazoa; Arthropoda; Insecta; Hymenoptera; Halictidae
Source: RefSeq, a predicted model, not a curated record
AUGGCAGACGAAGAGGACCUCGAAGAGUUCGUAGACACUGAGGAACCAGAAUCUGAUGAUUCAGUCACUCCAACUGAAUCAGAGAAUCUAACGAGCCACGAAAAAUCCCGGACUACAACUGAAAGAUCUAAGACAGAAUCUAUAACCUUAACAAGUGCAGCAAGUGUAAGACAAACAAGUGCCACAGUAUCUCAAAAUGGCAAAAAAGGUCUCGAAGCAUUGGAAGAGACGUCCAAAAGUGACGAAGGCAUCAUCAGAUCCCAGGGAAUUUCAAAAACUAGCAAGCAAAGUUCCCUAGACCAGCUGGCAGAGAAAGUAUCAGUUCAGAAAUCAAAGUUCGCUAAGUGUUAUCGCCAGUGCAAUCGUCAAUUUCGAGAGAUAAUUGGCAAAAGAGAGAUGAGGAAUGAGGAACUGGAAAAGCAACAGGGUGAUCUUCGAGAACGUUUGAACAUAUUGGAGUGUUCCAUGCCAGCAGUGAUGGUUUGGAACGUUUGGAGGAUGACAAAGGGAACUGGGGUUCCCAGCCUGAAGAAACUUUUGGAGAAGCAGUUCGAGGGACCUGCUGCAGGGGAAGAGUACUGUCCGAGUACUCCCAGUCGACACUUCGACUGCAGAGUCAGAGAAGCUGAAGCAGAGAGGAAGCAAGCGUAUAAAAGGACUGAAGAGGCUAGGACACUUUGGUCUCAGAAGAUGGCUACCCUGGAGGAGAAGGAAAAGAGGGUGCAAGAGGCGAGGAAGCUUCAAGAGGAGCAGAGGAAGAGGAUCGAGCAGCUGACCAGCGAGGCGCAGAAGCUGAGGGAGGCUAGAAAGGCUGCUGAGGAUGACGGCUCUUGCGAAGCUGGAGAAUGCAGUGUCCUGGAGUGUAAGAAGAAAUGGCUGGAGAAGGUACCCAGCAGUGGGUCAAUCAAGUCCACAGACGUCGAAUGUCUGGAGAAGCUGCAGGAGCUAGCAGAAGCGGAGCUGAGCAUGAAAAGGCAGAUCGCCGAUUUGGAGCGUCGAGAGGGGGCUUACAUGAGGACACUCCAGCAGGCGGACGAGCUCUGGGCGAAGCUGGAAGAGGACGCAGCUAGCUCUAUGAGCGGCCUGCAGGAACAGCUGGGAACGAAAACCGCGGCGAAUCAACAGAUGGCGAAUCGCAUCUGUCAGUUAGAGGAUGAGCUGGAGAAACUAGGGUCCAGGUUGGCGACUUGCAGGAACGAGCUAGAAAAGUAUCUGAGCAGAGGCAAGAUAGAAGCUUUGAUAGGCAGGGAUGACGACUUUGCUACUGUCAGUGACUCAGCAGCAGUGGCAGGAGUCAGGAAGAAAGACACUACGACGCCAACUCAGUCAGACAUGGUGGAUGAAAUAGAGGCACUAAAAUCGAGAUUAGCCACUUGUAGAAGCGAGCUAGAGAAGUACCUGAGCAUAGGCAAGAUAGAAGCUCUAAUUGGCAGGGAUGACGACUUUGCUACUGUCGCUGAUACAUCAGCUGUUGCUGGUGUCCCAACGAAGGACACUAUGAUGUCAGCUCAUCCGGACAUCCAUGAUACUGGACUAGGCAUUCGCCCAGAAGAUUUUGCAAGAGAAGAAGCUGAAACGGAAGAAGUUAGGAAGUUGCUGGCUCAGUUGGGCUCUUUGUCUGAGUUGGAUGAUCCAGGGAGAUUUUGCUCCCCAGAUUUUGAUUGCAAUGAUCUGCAGUUAUCUACUACAGGAUUGACGGAGGAAGAGAAGUUAGCUCUACAGGAAAAUCGCGUCACUGCCAGGGAGCUGCUGGAAAAGUGUGGCUUGCUUGAAAUUGCUGAGCAGAUGACGGAUGAACCUGUGCAAUAUCGGAUGGUAGCCAAAUCUGAAGCUUCCGAGAGUUUUGUUGCUACUUCGGCCAGGGAGACUUUGCCAUCUAGGACUGCGACAGAGGAAGAUUUGGAAGAUGAAAGAUUGGAAAGAGAGGUCUUCUAUGAGGAUAUUGAACCUGGGAAGAUUGAAGGUGACGAUCAGCUGAAUGAUAAGAGGAAGCUUAAGGAAAGUAGCAUGGUUUCAGAGAAAAUGGAGAAUGCCUCGGUACCUUUAGAUCAACUAUCGAAUUGGCAGAACAUGGUGCACUCUAUUCGUUCGAAAAUAGCAAAUUGUCCAGACUGCAGUGUCCUAAAGGAGGAUGCACGAAUCCUUGCAGAGGAGCUAGCAGCAUACACUGGUAAAAAGAUGAAAAUUGAGGUAGAAGAGGAAGUAUUCUUGGAAGUUAAAGACGACGAGAGGAAUGAGUUGGCUGAGAGGGAAGUUGAAAUGAAAUUCGUCACAGAAAAGGCUGCCGAGCCACUAUCCGGCGAGAUGGAGAAAGCGGCGGAGGGGGGCCAGAUAGCUCCAGAGGUAGAACUUGAACCGCGCGAGGCGAAAAAAGAAGUAGAGGAAGCUCGAGCAACGAUACCAGAACCUAAGGGAUCAGUUAUCGAAGCGAGGCCACUUGCGGAGGUCGUAGAAGGAGGUGCUGAAGAGCGUAUGGAACGGGAUCCCAGGACACCACUUCCGGAGGAUAUCGUUGAAGUGAAUGAUGAAGUGAAACCUGAAGUAGGUGGUAAAGCAAUGGAAUCGCCGACGGAGAUCGCAGACGACGUUCGGGAACUGCCAGUGACCGAGGAAAAGAAAGCUGAAGUCGAAAAGAAAACUACUGAAGAGACAUUGCCACCUGACAUUGAAACUAAGGUGCAGAAGACAGCAGAUGCAGUUCUUGAAGAGAAAGCAAUUAAGCCUAAAGUUGUGGAAGUAGAAGGAACGAUUAAAGAAAAAGAGGUGAUAAUUGAUAAGGAAUUAGGAAAGACAGAAGAUUUGGUAGAAAGGAAGGAAGUGAAAAAGGAAGUGAUCGGUAAAGAAAAGGAGAUAGAAGUUGAUGAGGUAGUGAAAGUGGAAAGGAAAAUGGAUGAAUCUCUAAGAGAAGAGGUGGAAAAGACAGUGAAACUAGAAAAAGAAAUAGUGAUAGAAGAAGAAGUUAAAGAAGCAAAAGUGAAGGAGGCUAAAGAGGAAUUGAGAGACAAAGAAGCUGAGGUUGAAAAAGAAGAAAUACCAGUUGAUGAAAGAGUUGUAUCGGUGAAAGAAGUAAUUGUAGAAGUUGAAGAAAAAGAAAUGUCAGAAGAAAAGGAAAUAAAAGUAGAUAUAAUCCCAGAAAAAGAAAUAACAAAGGUUGAAGAGGAAGUAAUUUCAGAGAAAGAAAUAGAAGUAGAUGUAACUCCAGUAGAAGAAACAUUGCAGCCUGAAGAAGAAGAACUAGAAGUAGUUGUUGCUCCUUUUGAAGAAAUAGAGAAACCUGAAGAAGUUAUACCAAAGGAAGAACUAGGAGUAGUUGUUGCUCCCAUUGAAGAAAUAGAGAAACCUGAAGAAAUUCUACCAGAGGAAGAACUAGAAGUAGUUGUUGCUCCUAUUGAAGAAAUAGAGAAACUUGAAGAAAUUCUACCAAAGGAAGAAGAAAUUAAAGUAACCACAACUCCAGCAGAAGAAAUACCAAAGACUGAAGAAGAAGAAAUGCCACCAGAGGAAGAAGAAAUAGAAAUACCUAUAGAAGCAGAUGCUGAAGAGGAAAUAGAUGUGGAAGUACUAGAGGCGGAGAGAGUAGAAUUUGAAGUGAAGGUAUUAGAGGAAGUAAAAGUGACUCAGUUAGAAGUCGAAAUUGAAAUUGGAAAAGUCGAAGUACCCGACGAAAUAAAAGAAGAAAGGAAGGAACCCCCUCCAAAAGAAGAGGAGAUUGAAAUCAGCAUUGACGAAGAAUGUGUCUGUGAUGAGAUUCCCGGUGUAGAAGCUCCAUUAGAAGCGGAAGACCUUUUUCCCUCAAUGGCUGAAGAAUUUCCUGAUCCAGUCAAAGCAGAACAGCUUACACCCAUUUGUACUUGCAUGCCGGAACCCCCUAUUGCGCCAGUGGAGAAAAUAGAACGAGAAGAAACAGAGAAGUCGAAACAUCCCUCAGUUACAAAGGGACACCUAAAGAUGGAAGUCACUCAAACAGAGCCCACUCAAAUGGAAACCAGCAAAGUCACCACCCAAGCAAUAACCCAAACAGUAGUUGACAUUGGGAUGCAAACGCAGCCAUCGGCAAAAUUGCUUAGACACCCGCAGCAGCCCAGAAUCGUCACCAGAAUUAUUGACCCAGAACCAGAGAUUCUAGAGCGUCUAACUCGCUGGAGAGAAUCCCAACAGCCUACCACAACCACUACCACUGCCACGUCUCAGACAGAGAAGUCCAGCUUCCUUCGAAUUCUUCAAACCCUAAGAUCAAGCGGAGCUUACUCUAAGCUUGAGUCUGAGAAGGAACUGAAAUCCAUUCAUUAUCAGAAGAUGAAGAGAACUGCGGAGGCAGAGGCACGUUGCAACUGUUGUUUAUGUGGGAAAACAGUGCCAGACACUAUUCCAUGUGAAAAGCCACUGGAAGCUCAAACUUCAUCCGUGAUGAGACUAUUACAGGCUUUGCCCCUCUUGGGCAAGGCUGCGCCUGGAGUGGACCAGGCUGUGCAGCAUGAAUCAUUUUGUCCUGAAUGCAAGCUCAAGAAGCUUGGGUUUCAGCCAAAGGUGACUCAGACCACUCGUGAUCAAGAGGUGAACGUCUGUGGACCAACAAUGAAGAGACUCUCAGCUACGAGACCAAAACAGAAAUCAGAUGAAAGUUGUAUGGCGAGAAUCAGGGUUGAAAAAUUUGUGCAAAGGGAGUUAGUGGUUCAGAAGAUGAGUGUAACGAAGAGUGUACAGGAAACAACAGUCGCUACGUCAGUAAAGGACGCAGAGGACACAGUUGAGGAUGAAAAGGAGCAGGAAGAGUAUAAAGACUCAGUGGACUGCAUGUGUAGCUCAAUGGGGAGUGAGACUGGUGGUGGGAGGAGAGUGCGUUGUGGAUGUGGAGAUCCUGAUUGA